This is a messenger RNA of Anguilla rostrata (American eel), 1568 nucleotides long. It is a transcript of the gene prnpa, whose product is annotated as prion protein a (Kanno blood group). The coding region runs from base 245 to 727 and encodes 160 amino acids. Lineage: Eukaryota; Metazoa; Chordata; Actinopteri; Anguilliformes; Anguillidae. The record is from RefSeq and is a predicted model, not a curated record. The transcript is spliced from 2 exons.
GUACCAGUGUUUACAGUGUCUAGCCAAUGGGGAGGCGUGGGUGUUCAGUUUGGGGUAUUAUGGAUCACUGAGGCUAAAACAGGACUCAAAGCAUCUCAAGCUCUCACCUGAUUAGGGCUCAGACCGUCCACAACCUCAGAGAGAAAACGCUUUUCAGCUCAAACGGACGGAAGACAGGUCCAUCUCCCCACCACUCUCCUCCUGACACCCGUGCAUCUCUGACAAAGAACAGGGCGCCUCUGUCAUGAUUGGCCAGCGUGGACUCCCCGCCCUGUGGGCGUGCCUGUUGCUGGCGGCGACGUUGUGCCCCAGCGCCGUGGUGGGGCGGGGCCGGGGCUUCGGGGGAAGGAUGGGGGGCAUGAGGAUGGGGGCCAGAGCCCCACCCAUACAGACCCACCGCUCCUCCAACACCGGGAUGAAGAUGGCGGGGGCGGCGGCGGCGGGGGCCCUGGGCGGGGCGGUGGUCGGGCACGGGCUGAGCUCGAUGGGGCGUCCGGGAUAUGGCUACGGAGGUUACGGCGGCUACGGCCACGGCGGGUACGGCGGGUACCCCAGGUACGGCGGCGGAUAUGCCUCCGGAGGCCGCAGGUACGAAAACGGCGGCGAGUUCCGGAAUGAGACUGACGGGGAGUACUACUACGAUUCCAGCCCCAGCCAUGACACCAGUGCUUUUGUCAUCCUGGGAUCCAUGAUAUCCUUCAUGAUGGGUCACUGGAUGGGAAUUUAAUCCUGUGGACUGGAUCAUCCUCAUUUAGAAUGUACAGGGCUGUGAAUGAAAAUUCAAGCAGCUCACAAUGAGUAAGAGUGAUUGCGCUGCCAACUAUCUUUGCUUUAAAAGGAUUCUUUGAAUAAGGCUUUCUUUCCUAAGAAGAUUCUAGGCAGUAAUUUGUUUGGGCUAUAUGGAUGGGGUUGCACUAAGAGUACAUCAUUAUAGCCAUGUGAGCAUAAAUUUUUAUUUUCAUGACUAACAAUAGUCUUCAAAGUUAUGGAUGAUGAAAGAAAGGGUUUGUUACCGUAUUUGGUGUUCAUUUGAAAUUAUGGUAAAAGUAUAUAUAUAUAUAUUUAUUUAUUUUUUGAAAAGAGUGCUUAAGUUCAGCUCAGAUCACACAGAUUGCAGUAGGAGCAAAUAAAGUAUCUUUGUGAAGCUGAUAAACUAAAAUUUACCACACAUUCCAGGUGGAAAAUUCCGCCAGAUUUUUCAUCCCUUUCUACCUCUAUUAUAGGUUAGUCAGUUAGAAUGCUGUAAUACUGCCAACAAUUGCCCAUCCUUCGAUUAAACAAAAGUAAUGAACAGUCACUUCUCUAUUCACAUUCCACUAUUUGUAAGUACUAUUGAUUUCAAGAAUAUUUUUGUAACAUUGCGUUUAUUUUUGUAACAAUGCAUUUAUCAUACAAGUAUUGCCAUGAGCAGGAUUAUGUAGUUUUUAAAUUAAUAUAUGCUGGUGUUUCUGUGAGAAUAAAAUAACUUUUCAGAGCAGUAAUGCAGACUUUGAUGCAGGCAGGCUAAUUGUAUAAUGUGUUUUGAUCAAGUGCACGGCUGUUGUAUUUGAAUAAAGGUAUGAAAACCC